Ictalurus punctatus (channel catfish) is the source of this 952-nucleotide messenger RNA. RefSeq names its product recoverin 2 (gene rcvrn2). The transcript is spliced from 3 exons. The coding region runs from base 183 to 761 and encodes 192 amino acids. NCBI's taxonomy places the organism in Eukaryota, Metazoa, Chordata, Actinopteri, Siluriformes, Ictaluridae. Gene Ontology annotation, molecular function: calcium ion binding. The record is from RefSeq and is a predicted model, not a curated record.
UACAAGUCACAUUUUGUAAUCCCUACUUUAGACAGACAAUUCCACCCAUUAUUGAAGACAACCAUUUUGCUGGAGGACAAAAAAAAAAAACCCUAAUUAAUUUAGAGAGUCUCUGGCUCAGCUUUUGAGAGAGAGCUCCUGCCUGUGACAUCAAGGUCUUGCUCCUGCAUCCAGAUCCAGCAAUGGGAAACUCACAGAGCAGUGCCAUGUCCAAGGAGAUCCUAAAAGACCUGAAGCUAACAACAAAUUUUUCAGAGAAUGAGCUCUGCCAGUGGUACGAGAACUUCCAGAAACAAUGCCCAUCUGGACGCAUCUCACCAGAUGAAUUUGAGAAGAUCUAUAAACGCUUCUUUCCUGACAGUGAUGCCACUACGUAUGCCAAGCAUGUCUUUCGAUCAUUUGACACAAAUGAUGAUGGGACACUGGACUUCAAGGAGUACAUAAUUGCUCUGCACAUGACAUCAGGUGGAAGAACAGAGCGGAAGUUGGAGUGGGCUUUCUCACUGUUUGAUGUUGACAAGAAUGGCUACAUCACCAAGGCAGAAGUAUCAGAAAUCUGCUCUGCCAUUUUUAAGAUGAUUCCCAAGGAAGAGCAAGAGAAGCUUCCAGCAGAUGAAAACACUCCAGAGAAGAGAGCAGAAAAACUGUGGGCUUAUUUCAACAAAAAAGACAAUGAGCGGUUGGCUGAGGGGGAGUUUAUUCAGGGGGUGAUGGAUAACAAUAAUGCCCUCCACCUAAUCCAGUAUCAACCCAUCAAAUAAACAAACACAAUGCUGGACCCAUUCUGGGGCCUACAGUUACUUUGUAAAUACUAUUAUUUGCUAUUUCCUUAAUGAUGGCAGUUGAGCUGAAAGGUUGUCUACUGUUAUGUAAUACACACUAGUACUCCUGCACUCUUAAGUAGUUUAAACAUACAUUCUUAAUAAAUCCAGCUAUUCAAAAUGUCUAACGU